AUGGCGGAGGACCUGGACCCCGGGGACCCCGGGGUCUGGGUGGGGGACGGCCUAGACAGCGACAUGACGGGGGCCUUUGGGGGCGAAGGGGGGGUAAGCACAGUAGCAGCUGGUGGGUCGCUCCACCUAUUGGUUGGUCACAAAAGACGGGGGGAGGCUGAGGGGGCGCUUCGGAGCCCACGCAUCCGUCGCCUCCACCACGAAGACCUUCUAUGCCUAUUUGGCAAACCACCCAAGAGACCGCGUUACGCAGCGGGCUGUCCGACUUCAGCGUUGACAUGUGAGCAGUCCCUCGACGACCCUUCCAACACCCAGGUUGGCCAGAUCGACGACUCCGAACCGGCGGUCGUCAACGAAGAGGUGGGGGGAGCGAUAAGUGACAAGGGCGCGGUUGACGAGGUGGCGAUAGCUCCAAGGGAGGCUUCGGAGCAGGAGCCGCGAAGCGGAGGGCAGCAGCAGUCGCAGAGCGGAGAGCAGCAAUGGCUGCAGGCUGGGGGGCAGCAGGCGUUGGUGACGGAGAUGGAGGUGGAGUCACAUGCCGGGGGGCAGCAGGAGCUGCAGAGCGGAGGGCAGCAGCAGCUGCGCAUCGAAGGGCAGCGGACGCUGCCGAGUGGAGGGGAGAAUCCAAGGAAAGGGCAGCCGGAGCUGCCGGGAGAACGCCAGCUGCCGGCGAGGGAGAAGCAAGCUGCAGACGUGGCAAUGGCCGAGCUAUCACGAGCCCAGGAAAUCCCACGAGAGGAGCGGCAGGAGCUGCAUACAGAAGGGCGGCGGGAGCUGCCGGCGCAGGGUCAGCGGAAGGUCGCGAAUUCGGAUGCUGUAAGCCAAGCGAGCAGAACCCGGGCACGGGGCCGAGGCGGGAGCCGACGUUCCUGCAAAUCGCAAGGGCGGAUUGGAAGCGGGGCUGCCGCACAGCAGGCGGAGGGGCAGCCGGGAGCGCCCGGUGCACCCCAGGGAGAGCGGCAGGCAGGGGGGCAGUCGAGGGCGCCCGGUGCACCCCAGGGAGAGCAGCAGGCAGGGGGGCAGCCGGGGGCGCCCGGUGCACCCCAGGGAGAGCAACAGGCAGGGGGGCAGUCGAGGGCGCCCGGAGCACCCCAGGGAGAGCAGCAGGCAGAAGGGCAGCUGAGGGUGCCCGGAGCACCCCAGGGAGAGCAGCAGGCAGGAGGGCAGCCGGGGGUGCCCGGAGCACCCCAGGGAGAGCAGCAGGCAGGGGGACAGCUGAGGGUGCCCGGAGCACCCCAGGGAGAGCAGCAUGCAGGAGGGCAGCCGGGGGUGCUCGGAGCACCCCAGGGAGAGCAGCAGGCAGGGGGGCAGCUGAGGGUGCCCGGAGCACCCCAGGGAGAGCAGCAGGCAGGGGGACAGCAAGAGCUGCCCGGAGGUCAACAGGCGUUGGCGGCAGAGAUGGAGGUGGAGCAGGGGGUCGGGGAGCAGCAGGAGCUGCAGGCUGGGGGGCAGCAGGAGCUGCAGGAGCUGGAGGUGGAGAUGGAGGAGCCGCAAGAGGAGGCGCGAGGGGAGCUGCCGGUACGCAUGCAGGACGGGAGUCAAACAGACAAUCAACCCCAGUCGCAGGCAGGGCGGCAAGGGUGUCAUGAGGGGAACCAGCCCUUGCUUGGAAGCGUGCAACAGGGGUUGCCGACGAGUGAGUCGCAGGAGUUGCAGGUGCAGAAUCAGCAGGGAGUCACUAGCCCGGGCGGCACAGGCCAAGCCGAAGGGUCGCGGGCACGGCGCCGAAGGGGGCGAGGACAGGGAGGGCAGCGGGAUGGGGGCCAGCCGGGGGCGACCCGGGCACCCCAGGGAGAGCAGCAGCCAGGGGGGCAGCCGGGGGUGACCGGAGCACCCCAGAGAGCGAAGCAGCCAGGGGGGCAGCCGGGGUUGACCGGAGCACCCCAGGGAGCGCAGCAGUCAGGGGGGCAGCCGGGGUUGACCGGAGCACCCCUGGGAGCGAAGCAGUCAGGGGAGCAGCCGGGGUUGACCGGAGCACCCCUGGGAGCGAAGCAGUCAGGGGAGCAGCCGGGGUUGACCGGAGCACCCCUGGGAGCGCAGCAGCCAGGGGGGCAGCCGGGGGUGACCGGGGCACCCCAGGGAGAGCAGCAGGCAGGGGGGCAGCCGGGGGUGACCGGGGCACCCCAGGGAGAGCAGCAGGCAGGGGGGCAGCUGGGGGCGGCUGGAGCACCCCAGAGAGAGCAGCAGCCGGGGGUGACCCGAGCGCUGCAGGGAGAGCAGCAGCCAUGGGGGCAGCCGAGGGUGACCGGAGCACCCCAAGGAGAGCAGCAGCCAGGGGGGCAGCGGAGGGCGACCGGAGCACCCCGGGGAGAGCAGCAGCCAGGGGGGCAGCCGGGGGUGACCGGGGCACCCCAGGGUGCGCAGCAGUCAGGGGGGCAGCCGGGGGUGACCGGGGCACCCCAGGGUGCGCAGCAGUCAGGGGGGCAGCCGGGGGUGACCGGGGCACCCCAGGGUGCGCAGCAGUCAGGGGGGCAGCCGGGGGUGACCCGAGCACCUCGGGGAGCGCAGCAGCCAGGGGGGCAGCCGGAGGUGACCCGAGCACCCCAGGGAGAGCAGCAGGCAAGGGGGCCGCCGGGGGCGACCGGAGCACCGCAGAGAGAGCAGCAGGCAGGGGGGCAGCCGGGGUUGACCGGAUCACCCCAGGGAGAGCAGCAGCCAUGGGGGCAGCGGGGGGUGACCGGGGCACCCCAGGGAGCGCAGCAGUCAGGGGGGCAGCCGGGGGUGACCGGGGCACCCCAGGGAGCGCAGCAGUCAGGGGGGCAGUCGGGGGUGACCCGAGCACCCGAGGGAGAGCAGCAGCCAGGGGGGCAGCCGGGGGUGACCGGGGCACCCCAGGGAGUGCAGCAGUCAGGGGGGCAGCCGAGGGUGACCCAAGCACCCGAGGGAGAGAAGCAGGCAUGGGGGCAGCCGGCGGCGACCGAAGCAUCCCUGAGAGAGCAGCAGCAAGUGGGGCAGCCGGGGCACAGUGGCGGAGCACCCCAGGGAGAGCAGCAGCCAAGGGGGCAGCCGGGGGUGACCGGUGCACCCCAGGGAACGCAGCGGCCAGGUGGGCAGCCAGGUGCGACUGGUGGAUCCCAGGGAGAGCAGCGGCCAGGGGGGGAGCUGAUGGACGACCUGGAGCAGCAGUUGGUGGAGUGGAGCCGACUUUUGGAGUUAGAUACUCCCAUGGCGACUGCGGAGGAACCAGAGGAAGACGGGGAGCCUCCCAUACCGCCUUCCCCAUGCCCUCGUUUUCCAUGUGACACGUGUUUUCACACGUUCGCUACGCGAGGGGCCGCUGCGAACCACAUGAGGGUAUGCAGGGCGGCUGAGGCGGAGAGGCGCGCGCAGGCACUUGGCUCGAUCCCGUCCCUGGUGGAGACCGACACGCAGGAGAGACCGACGCCGCGGGACUUUGGGGACGAGGCGUGGGCCGGGGUUACGUCAUGGGAGUGGGAAGCAUUUUUCAGUGUGGAGGCGGUUGGAGGGAGGACAGUGCGCCGGAUCCCACAGCGGGCCCGGGCGGGGGUCUUGGACGCGCUCUGCUGCAUCUUGAAGCGUUUGAAGAACCGACCGGGGGAUGAAGCCGCUACCCUCCUGCUCUUGGCGUUUCCGCGCCUCAUCCUAGCCUUGCCUCCCAAGCCAGGCAUAGGUCAGAAGGCACUGAUAAUAGAGCGGCUGGGGGCGUUCUGGGAGGGGAGGUGGCGGGAGCUGUUCGACUCUGCCAUGGCAGCGGCGCGGCCAGCAGUUCGUCCACUCGCCUACACUUGCUCUGACCAGGACCCGGAUGCCAUCCGCCUGUCACGCUGCUGA
Closterium sp. Naga37s-1 is the source of this 3792-nucleotide messenger RNA. Lineage: Eukaryota; Viridiplantae; Streptophyta; Zygnematophyceae; Desmidiales; Closteriaceae. The record is from the annotation of a GenBank genome assembly.